This is a messenger RNA of Pseudomyrmex gracilis, 974 nucleotides long. Its product is annotated as probable oligoribonuclease. Gene Ontology annotation, molecular function: 3'-5'-RNA exonuclease activity; nucleic acid binding. NCBI's taxonomy places the organism in Eukaryota, Metazoa, Arthropoda, Insecta, Hymenoptera, Formicidae. The transcript is spliced from 5 exons. Bases 210 to 887 code for a protein of 225 amino acids. The record is from RefSeq and is a predicted model, not a curated record. Gene Ontology annotation, cellular component: mitochondrion.
GAUAUUUUAGUAAAUUUGCUCACCUUUGUACUUUUCACUACACUGCGUGAUACACAAUCGACCCCCUGUUUCCGAACGUGACGCAGGAGAGAUGCGUAGUCCAGAGAGUCCGUUGUCACGCCAUCUGACGACACACAUGUUUGUGUAUUUAAUUACAAAUUGUUGUAUAUUGUUAUAUAUGUGAAAGAGAUCAAGAGUUAGAUCGAACUAUGAGUGUUGCGCGUGUUAUUAAUCAUUUUUCGAAAUAUUUGCAAUUUUAUGUGGCACGACAUUUUAGUGACAAUUAUCGUGUAACUUCGUCUCUAGUCAAGAUACAAGAUACAGAAAUCCAAAGUAAUAAUAAUGAAAACUAUAUUGUCUGGCUUGAUAUGGAGAUGACAGGAUUAGAAGUGGAAAAGUGUCAUAUUAUGGAAAUUGCUUGUUUAAUAACUGACAAAUACUUAAAGCCUGUGAGCAAUUGCUUAAAUGUUGUUGUACAUCAGUCGGAUGAAAUUUUGGAGAAUAUGUCUGACUGGUGUAAAGAGCAACACAAAAAGACUGGCUUGAUAGAUGAAUGUCGAUCGAGUAAAAUUACAUUAGAGGAAGCUCAACAAAAAAUGCUGCAACACUUGGAAAGUCAUGUUUCGAGAGGCGUGUGCCCGUUAGCUGGAAAUUCAAUUUACAUGGAUCGUAUAUUUCUGAGGAAAUAUAUGCCUUUGGUCGAUAAUUAUUUGCACUAUAGAAUUAUAGAUGUCAGUACGAUCAAAGAGUUGGCUAGAAGGUGGCAACCGGACGUGGAGAAAACUGCUCCGAAAAAACAUUAUUAUCACAGAGCUUCGUUUGAUGUGAAAGACAGUCUGAAUGAGCUUUCUUUCUUUAGAAACCAUUUGUUUGUAGCAAAGAAAUAGCAAUAAACUGAAAACAAAAAAGAUGUAUUAUUUGAACCCUGAUAUUGUAAUGAAAACUUUUUCAAAAUAACAAACUGUUUUGUUGUA